AUGGAGGCCGAACUCGAGGCGUGCUAUGAAAUAGUUUGCAAAAAAUUUGGUAUAAAAAAUUUCACAACGUAUCAGAAAACCGCAUUUAAAGGGAUAGUAUGCCAACAUAAAGAUAUAUUUGUUAACCUUCCAACUGGUGCUGGAAAAUCUUUAAUAUAUCAAGCGUUACCAUCAAUUUUUGAUUCACUUUAUGGUUUUGAACACUUGGUUGUUGUUGUAUCGCCUUUAAUCAGCUUAAUUGCAGAUCAGGUGAAGAAACUGCAAACAUUAGGAAUUACUGCAGUAUCUCUAAGCGAUAUUAAAGACGAAAAGCAGAUAAGGAUGGUUGAAGAAGGUGCAUUCUCUGUGGUUUAUGGCACGCCGGAGUGUUUCCUGAAGAACGAACGAUGGAGAUCUAUGCUUUCAAAUGAAAUCUUCCGUAAAAGAACCUGUGCUGUAGCAGUAGACGAAGCGCAUGUUGUCAAACAAUGGUUUGUUGUCUAUUUAUACUUUGUUGAACCAUAUUGUUAAAAAUAUUGCUUUGUUUAUAAUUUAAUAUUAAGUGAUUACUGUAUUAUAUAUGCAUAUUUUGUGAUGCAUAUUUUGUGAUACUGAUUCAACGAUGUAUAAAAUAAUACUAAUAUACAAUCUAAUAUUAAUAUAAUUAUAACAGUAUAAAAAUGCUUUCUGUGUUGCUUUAAACGUGCCUGAAAAAAUGCAAGGGUCUAUAUGUAAUAAACAAUUUAAUCGCAAUUUAACUUUUUGACAUUUUGUGAUAAUUUUUGCAGGUGUGUAGUUGCUAUCAACCAGGAUUAACUUUUGUUAUUUGUGGACAGCAAGAUUUCCAUUAAUUUUUGUAAACAAAUAUGACUUCAUAAAUUGAAUAAUUAAAAUAUAAUGCCAUUAAUUACUCACCUGCACCAUGUAUAUUUACAUUUGUGAAAUUGUCCCCCACAAAAAUUUCACUCAUUUGCUGUUAUAAAUUGUUCCACAUAUCUUUUAUUUUUAACCUUAAUAGGGGCACAUCUACAAGUACAAAACAUGCUCCAUUUCGAGAAGAAUAUGGUCGAUUACAUGAGAUCCGAUCUUUAAUAGGAACAGAUGUUUCCUUCAUUGCACUUACUGCUACAGCUAUACGAGAUACAAAGAAAUGCAUUAUAGAUUCACUCAAUAUGUUUAAUCCAUUGCACAUAUACCAAAAUCCAAAUAAAGGUAAUGUGACUUAUUCUGUUUCAUAUAUUCAACAGUCAUCAAAAAUUGGUGACACUUUUCAGUGGAUAAUAAACAACAUUGUCCAGAUGCAGAACUCUGCAGAACGAGUCAUCAUUUACUGCCAAACAAUUAAACAAUGUAGUGUCCUUUACUCAACACUUAGAGCUCAUAUUGGUGAUCAUUUUUAUGCCUUGCAAGGUGGUAUUAGUGGUGAUCGUCAUCCUGUUUUAGAAAUGCUUCACUCUUGUACGCCAAUGGCUAACAAGGAUUAUAUAAUCAAUUCCCUUCAAGAUCCUAAUGGCUUAAUCAAAAUAUUGAUUGCAACCAUAGCAUUUGGCAUGGGUAUAGAUUGCAAGGGUGUUCAUAUUUCAAUUCAUUUUGGCCCACCAAAAAACAUUGAAGCUUACUUACAAGAAAGUGGACGGGUUGGGCGAGAUGGCAAGCCUAGCAAGUCUUUUAUACUUUAUCAAGGAACAUUGUUGGGACAUGUAGAGAAGAAUAUUAAGGAAUACCUUAGUGCUAAAGAAUGUAGAAGGAAGAUUUUAAUGGAACACUUUGGGUUUGGAUUAGGGGAUGUUGAUGCCCCCAAAAAUCUACACUUGUGUUGUGAUAACUGUGCACUAAGAUGUGCAUGUGGAGAAAAUGAGUGCAAGUCUUAUUCAGUUAAUAGCAUAGUUGCCUGGGUUUCUUUUGUUUCAACAGGGUCGAUUACUAACUAAUCGCCCGCUGUAGCGGGCGAUUAGUUCUAAUCGCCCGCUGCAGCGGGCGAUUAGUUCUAAUCGCCCGCUGCAGCGGGCGAUUAAUUCUAAUCGCCCGUUACCAAGGGUCACACCUUUGUCUCCCUGACGACUAUGCAUUAGGCAAGUGCCUCACGCACAUAAUCGUGCAAGGAACAGCAACAGUUAGCUCAGAGCCGUCAAUAGUCUAUCAUCCGAUCCCUGAGUUGCCGCAUCAUUUAAAUUACGCACGUGCAGUCUCCAAAUUUAUACUAAUAUAUUUAGCGUGUUUGUUGUGGCACGUUAAAUGAUAGAUUGCGCAUGCGUAACCGAUUAAAGCGUAAAAAGUGCGCAUGUGCAACAAGCUUUUACAUCCCACAAGCAAUGAAGCAAAUGUUUUAGCUUAAAUACGCUGAUUCCAAGUAGGGCAUGUUUGUCCAUUUUUAAAUGGGAGCGCAACUAUGCUAUUACAAACUAACAGCAUGGCUUUUCGGGAGAUUAGUGAUUAAAUGACCCCUUACCCUCGGCAGGUUUGCGGAAUUCCCUCGGGCUUCGCCCUCGGGUUACGGGGCCAUUUAAUCACUAAUCUCCCUCAAGCCAUGCUAUUACUUAUAAUUAUCCUGGUAUUAUAAACCCAGAUUUACCUGUCAAAGUCCCUUAUGAUCCAAACACAUCAAGAGAGCUCACAACUGAACAGCGUCUUGGAAUAAAGAAUGGUUUGGUGAAAUACCAAAAAAAACUACUGAUAAAUACUGCUAGAAAGGUUGCAAAUACUAAAAUGCAUUUGCAUGUUCCCGCAGAGAUGCUAAUUGGUUUUGGUUCUGUGCAAAUUGAUCAAGUUUUGGAAAAAUGUGAUUAUAUUUUCACAAUUGAAGAUGUAUACAAACUUAUUGAAAUAUGGCAUCAUGAUCAUGCCUCCUCUAUCUACAACAUAAUAUGCCAAGUUUGUGGGGACACUCCUGAUGUAACAAGUAAUAGUUUAUCUUGUGAUCUUGACAGUGAGGAUGAAGAUUAUGAAGAACUUAUAAACAAAGAAUGGGCAAAAUUACUUGAAGAUGAUGACUUGCUUACAAUGGCAAUAGAAAAUAUGUCUAUUUCUCAAUUAUUUGGUGACAGUAAUGUUGAAAAUAAUACUGGAUUAUCAGACAGUUAUAAUUGA
Molecule: messenger RNA, 3066 nt
Organism: Paramuricea clavata
Lineage: Eukaryota; Metazoa; Cnidaria; Anthozoa; Malacalcyonacea; Plexauridae
Source: the annotation of a GenBank genome assembly